AUGGACUUCUCGUCCAACACAAGCCACAUGGAUUUCCACAGGCCCUCGUCCACACUGAGCCAUCUUGACCGGAAACCCUCCAUCUUCUCCUUCGACGACAACCACACCCUCGACGCCAACAUCCUGGACACGCCCGUCCUGAUGUCGCCCACCACCAGCACCCAGGGCAUCUUCUCGCCCGACACAUCCAUCUGGGAGGACUUCUCCCAGGGCCAGUUCGUCGACAGGACCGCCACCAGUUCCGUCGUCAACACAAACGGCAACAACCCCUUCUUCACCGAGCAGAGCAACAACCCCUUCGCCCGUCUACCACCCAACCAGGCCGCCACAUACGGCCAGCAGUCAUGGCCCAUGGACACAUCCGGAUCCAGGACGCCCACGGCCCCCAAGCCUCUGAACCCCUUUGGUCCUGGUGACUUUGGUGCAGCAUCCUUUGUGCCAGAGCCCCAGCAGAUGCAGUACCAUGGACUCCCCAUGAACACAAACGUCCGACCAAGUGCCGUCUUCACUGCCCCAGAGCAGCCCAUGUCGCCACAGUCACACUCGGAUUGGAUGGCCUUCAACCAACAAGAGAUGGACCAACGCCCUGGACCCAAGCGUAUGAGGCCCAACACCCCUCCCCGCUCCUUCUCCCCUCGCCGGGACGGUGGCAUCAGGAAGAAGAACGCCCGCUUCGACAUCCCCGCCGAACGCAACCUGUUCAACAUCGACCAGCUCAUCGCCAGCUCCACCAACGACGACGAGCUGAAGGAGCUCAAGCAACAAAAACGGCUCCUCCGCAACAGACAGGCCGCUCUCGAUUCCCGCCAACGCAAAAAGAAACAUACCGAGGAGCUUGAGGAAGAAAAGAAAAUCUGGAUCGAGAAGAUGUGUGCCAUGCAAGAGGAGUUUGGCCAGAUCCGGAUCGAAUACGACUCCCUCGUCAUCGAGAAGGAGAACUGGCACCGUGAGUCCAUGGACAUGCACCACAUGAUCAACCAGUUGCAGUUCGACAAGGAAGAGCUCGUCCGCAACCACACUCUGGAGACGGGUGACCUUCGCAAGAAGGUGUCUGUCCUCACCGAGAGGCUCGAGAACGCCACUGGCAACGGAAUGGCCGUCGCCCCCAGCUCCACCUACACUGACUUCGCGUCUGAGAUGGACAACCUCAACAUGGGUCACAACGACUGGGACAACUACAUCUUCGUCAACGACUUUGCCUCUGACGAGCAGACUCCCCAAGAACAGACCGUCGCCGUCGUUCCCCGUGCAAAGGAAGAGGACAAGCCUGUCGCUUCUGGUCUCCUGCUUAUGCUGCUUCUCUGCGGUGCGUUCGUCGCAAGCAAGUCUGGCUCUGCCGCCCCACCUAUUCCUCGCAUGCCUGAUGAGGUCCGUGCUGCAUCCGCUACGGUGCUCGACAGCAUCCUCAAGGAUGCUGGUGUCUCGUCUGCUUUCACUGAGCAGGGUGUCAUCGCCAGCCACGUAACCGGCAUGGAGCCCACUCCAUCUGGCAUCGCUUGGCCCAAGACCACCCUCUCUGGCUCUGAACUCGCUGGCAUCUCUGGAUCACACUUCGACCAACUGCACUCUCAACUCACUGGACCAACAAAGGAACAGGAGCACGAGCAGUUGUUCUCCAUCACACCUGCACAGUACAACAGCAUGACUUCUCUUGACUUCACUCGUGGACGAUACAGCAUGACAAGUGAUGACCUCACCGACCCACUGUCACCUGGCUCUCAACAACAACCUUCGCACCGUCGCAAUCUUGCCGAGACUCUCGCUGCCAUGCGUGAGCAGAACAAGGGCGACUCGGCUGCCGAGAUCUACACACGAAGCCUGCUCUGGGACAAGAUCGCACCUGAGGUCGUCCACGAGUUCAAGCGUAUCGUCGAGGAAUCUGCCGCCAUGUCACGACCCACUACAUCUGACGGUCUUAAGACCGAACUCUGA
Molecule: messenger RNA, 1932 nt
Organism: Dothidotthia symphoricarpi CBS 119687
Lineage: Eukaryota; Fungi; Ascomycota; Dothideomycetes; Pleosporales; Dothidotthiaceae
Exons: 2
Coding region: 1-1932 (643 amino acids)
Biological process (GO): regulation of DNA-templated transcription
Molecular function (GO): DNA-binding transcription factor activity
Source: RefSeq, a predicted model, not a curated record